ACUGCGGCUGCGCAGAGGCUCCCUGUGUUCCACUGUUGUUCAGAGCUAACGGGGAGAAAACUGGGAUGUUCAGUGUUCAAUGGAAAACAGACUGAAUAUCCGCUGACAAGAAAGAGGAGAGGAGAAAGAGGAGGAGGACGAGCUGCCGAAGAGGAGAAGGAGAGACACAGGAGGAGGAGGAGGAGGAGGAGAGGAUACAGGAUAAUGCUGCAGAUCUGACUGAAAGAUGUCCAACGUUACUGUGGAAGCGACCAACAUGCUCCCCAUCCUCAAGAAGAAACUGGCCUUUCUGUCAGGGGGCAAAGACCGGCGCAGUGGUCUGAUCCUGACCAUCCCUCUCAGUUCAGAUCAGACCAGCAUGGAGGAGCUCAGCGCCACCCUGGACUACCUGCUCAGCAUCCCCAGUCAGAAGUGUAAGGCUCGGGGUUUCACCGUUAUCGUGGACGGACGGAAGUCUCAGUGGAACAUCGUGAAGACUGUGGUGCUCAUGUUGCAGAAUGUGAUUCCGGCCGAGGUGUCGCUGGUCUGCGUGGUGAAGCCAGAUGAAUUCUGGGACAAGAAGGUCACGCACUUUUGCUUCUGGAAGGAGAAAGACCGCCUAGGCUUCGAGGUGAUCCUGGUGUCGGCCAAUAAGUUGACUCGUUACAUCGAACCGUGUCAGCUGACGGACGAUUUCGGUGGAAGUCUGGACUACGACCACAACGACUGGCUCAACAAGAGACUGGUUUUUGAGAAGUUCACCAGGGAGUCGACCUCACUGCUGGAUGAGCUGUCCAUUAUCAAUGACAGCGACAAGGGCAGCGCGGUGGACAAGGAGAAAUCAGCUGACUGCGCCCUGUUGCCGUCCGUCGACCCUGAGACCGUCCUUCAGACCGGUCAUGAGCUGCUGUCGGAGCUGCAGCAGCGGCGUUUCAACGGCUCAGAGGGAGGAGGACAGGGAGGUCCAGCCUGGUGCCCCAUGGAGGAAGAGCUGCUGGCUCAGCCUCAGGUGAUGAAGCUGCUGGACUCGCUCAGGGAGCAGUACACCAGAUACCAGGAGCUCUGCAGGCAGCGAAACAAACGCACCCAGCUGGAUGAGAUCCAUGCCAAGGUCAUGCAGGUGGUCACCUGGCUCCAGGGUCCAGGUUCAGAGCUGCUGAAGACUCAGCAGGCGAUCGGGGACUCGAUGCGAGCGGCUCAGGCCCUGCAGCAGAAACACGAGGAGAUCGAGAGCCAGCACAGUGAGUGGUUCGCGGUGUACGUGGAGCUGAACCAGCAGAUCGCUGCCCUGCUCAGUGCCGGGGAGGAGGAGGAGGUGGUGGAGCUGAAGGCGCUGCAGCAGCAGCUGAGCGACGUUUGCUACCAGCAGGCUGCUCAGCUGGAGGGCCGGCAGAACGUCCUGCAGGCGGCACAGGGCUUCCACGGCACCACGCAGGAGUUGUCCCAGCAGUUGGACGGUCUGCUGGGCAUGCUCUGUGCUGACGUGGCUCCAGCUGACGGAGCUUCGAUUCAACAAAACCUCAAGCUGUUGGAGGAGAAGCUGCAGACUGUCGAGGCUGGUCUCGCUUCUCUGCGUCAGAAGGGGGGGCUGCUGAUGGAGCAGAUGUGCACCCAGCCGCCGUGGCCCCUGGAGGAAACGGAGAAUCCCGCUGGGGAGCAGCAGGACAGCACUCAGCACGUCCAGACUGUGAUGGAGGAGAUGCAGCUCCGCAAGCAGAGGUGUGAGGACAUGGUGGAUGUGAGGAGGCUGAAGAUGCUACAGAUGGUCCAACUGUUCAAAUGUGAAGAAGAUGCUUUACAGUCAGUAGAGUGGCUUGGCGAGCUGUUGGACGCCCUUUUGAAGACCCACGUCAGACUGGGCGACGACUCUCAGGAGACACGGACCAUGUUGGACAAACACAGGAAGUUCGUGGACGUCGCUCAGAGCACGUAUGAUUACGGCCGUCAGCUGCUGCAGGCGACCGUCGUCCUCUGUCAGUCCCUGCGCUGCACGACGCGCUCGUCAGGAGACACUCUGCCCAGACUCAACCGGGUCUGGAAACAGUUCAGCGUCAGCGCUGAGGAGAGACAGCAGAGACUGGAGCUGGCUCUGAACUUCCACACCGCCGCCGAGAAGGUGUUGCAGCAGGAAUGUGUGGACCCAGAGUCUCUAGAUGAGGUCGACACUUCUGGGAAAACUCUGCUGGACAGACUGACCUUGCCUGUUAUCUUCCCUGACGGGACCGAGCAGUACUUCGGGAGUCCCAGCGACACAGCGGCGGCAGCGGAGGGCGUCAGGGAGCGCCUCAUGCUGGUGGAGGAGCGACGCCUGCAGCUGCAGGAGGUGGGGCUUCAUGAUGAUGAUGAAGAGGAGGAGGAGGAGGGGCUAAACGGGCAUGAGGCGCGGCUGGACGUGAUCGGCGAGGAACUGAGCGAGAAAGAGGAGCAAGAUGAAGAGGAAGAGGAGGAGGAGGAGGGGGCCAGGCAGGUGGAUGAAGACUUAGAGAGGGCCACACAGGACUGCUAAUGGACCGCUGACAGUUUAUUCUUACUGCUGGUGUUUCUUUACAUUACUUCAUUUCCCAUCAGCCUCACUGCUUUUUUCAUCUUCCUGAAAGAUGGGAAACAUGUUGGAUGUGAACAUGUCACUCCGAUCAGCAGAAACUGAGAGGGCUUUACCGCCGUACCUAUAGCCAUCUGGCAGAUUCCACAACUGUAACAUACCGGGAUUAUUAAUAUUCACAUCUCCGGAUGCUCUGUUGACGACGGGACCGACUGUAAAAUAAUCAGUUUGGAUAAGAAUUCUUCUAAUGUACAGCUUAAACCAUCUCCUCUUUCCCAGCAUGCCUCUUGUUCACCUAAGUGGGUGGAGCUUCCAUGGUGCUAACGUGGUUACCAAGGUUUCAGUCUGUGCCUCCCCCGACUUCUCGCCUUUUCUGCCACCCCGCCUCCUUUUAUUUCCCUCCCCUGAUGGAAGAUGAGCUUGUUGGCCGUUACAGGAGGGGCGGGGCCACAGAGCAUCAGGUGUGCAGCGACACGAUGGCAUUCCUGCACCGACGGUCCUGUACAUUCCUCCCGUAGGAGCUUUUCAACGCUGGGAUGGACAUGAAACUCUCCGGGCUGAAUGACAUGUACAAAUAAGCAUAGGCAUAGUCCCAAAGAGCAACGCAAACAACAGCCGACAUGUCUUAUGUUUCCCCUUUCUCAGAGGUUUCUUGUAGUUGUUACAUCAGUGUUUCCAUGAUGCCUAACAUCUCUUAAGGACCCAAACAUUCUGACCACCUCGCUGUUCUGAAUAAGCCCGCUGCCUUCAUGACGGAAAUCAAACCUGCGCAGCUUUUCUCUGAUCCAGACUGACAUGAGAAUAGGACUGAUUCCUUUUUCUAUUUAUUUACACUUUUUUCAAGCAAAACUCGGCGUGACUGGUUGGUAUUUUUGACAAAUAACUGCUGCUGUAAGUGUAACCGCUAAAUACUGCGUCUUUGCUCUAUGUCAAAUAAUAUAUACAUAUGACAUCAUCCUCUAAAUAAAGA
This is a messenger RNA of Anoplopoma fimbria (sablefish), 3491 nucleotides long. RefSeq names its product SEC14 and spectrin domains 1 (gene sestd1). NCBI's taxonomy places the organism in Eukaryota, Metazoa, Chordata, Actinopteri, Perciformes, Anoplopomatidae. The transcript has 19 exons. The coding region runs from base 227 to 2485 and encodes 752 amino acids. The record is from RefSeq and is a predicted model, not a curated record.